Olea europaea var. sylvestris is the source of this 2091-nucleotide messenger RNA. RefSeq names its product replication protein A 70 kDa DNA-binding subunit E-like. The record is from RefSeq and is a predicted model, not a curated record. NCBI's taxonomy places the organism in Eukaryota, Viridiplantae, Streptophyta, Magnoliopsida, Lamiales, Oleaceae. Gene Ontology annotation, molecular function: single-stranded telomeric DNA binding; zinc ion binding; damaged DNA binding. The transcript is spliced from 2 exons. Gene Ontology annotation, biological process: double-strand break repair via homologous recombination; meiotic cell cycle; DNA replication. Gene Ontology annotation, cellular component: DNA replication factor A complex; nucleus. Bases 66 to 1919 code for a protein of 617 amino acids.
UCUCUCAAAAUUUGACUGUAGAACAAGAAGAAGAAAUCCGGAAAUUCUAAACCAUAUUUCAAAAAAUGCCUCAGAACAAUUUGACGGAAGGUGCAAUACCGAUGCUAUUUACCGAUGAUGCGCCGAAGACUGGUGUAAAACCGGUACUACAAGUGGCAGAGAUAACGCUUUUAAAAACACGGAACCAGAACAGUAAUAUUGAGCGGUACCGAAUAUGGUUGUCGGACGGGAUGUUUUAUCAGCAAGGCAUGCUGGAUCAGCAGCUCAACGAUCUGGUUCGAUCCGAAAAGAUCCAGAAGGGUUCCAUUGUGCAGCUGAACAAGUUUGUGCUUGACUUCAUUAAGAACUGCUUCAGGAUUAUACUCAUUUUUGACCUGGACGUGUUACUUGAAAAAUGUGAAUGCAUCGGUGAACCGACGUUAUUCAAGACUGAGGGAAAUAACUAUUCAAUGACAAGAACAUUUGUGCCAGUUCAGACGGAAAUUAUUAAUCCUCAUUUGGGUGCAGCUGGUUCAGUGAUGGACGCUUCAUGGCCAAAUGUAGCUAGUGGAGUUCAUGUACGAUCUAGUGGAAUGGUUGCUGAGAGACGGCCUAUUGCUCAAAAUCAGCAAUUUCAUUUUUGCGCCUUAAGUGAACUUGAAGGCACGGAGAACAGUAGUAUUGUGGAUGUGAUUGGUGUGGUUUCAUCUGUCAGCCCAUCGAGCUCAGUAAAGACAAAAAGAGGUAUCGAAACUCCUCUAAGAACACUUCAGUUGAACGAUAUGUCUGGCAGGAGCGUUGAACUAACUUUGUGGAACAAUUUCUGCAAUAUAGAAGGCCAAAUACUUCAAACAUUUUGUGAUUCUAGGGAGUUUCCAGUUUUGGCAGUCAAAUCUUGUAGAGUGAGAGAUUUCUACGGGAAAGUAGUAUGGACCAUACCUACUAGCCAGCUUUUUAUAGAGCCAGAUUUGCCCGAGGCACACAACCUCAAAGCAUGGUUUGACAAUGAAGGAAAGAACGUCAAUUCUAUAUCAAUCUCCAGAUAUACAAAUAUGGUCCAGUCAGAUGUGCGAAAAACUAUAUCGCAGAUAAAAGAUGAAAGAUUAGGUACAUCUGAGAAGCCAGAUUGGGUUACAGUGUGCGCGACUCUUGCACUCGUGGAAGUGGACAACUUUUUUUACACUGCAUGUCCCAUCUGCAUCAAGAAGGUUACAGAUUAUGGGGACGGGAAAUGGCGAUGUGAUAGGUGCAAUCAGUUGGUUGAUGAAUGUGAUUAUAGGUAUAUCCUCCGGAUGAAAAUCCAGGAUCAAACUGGCUUCAUGUGGAUUACUGCAUUUCAGGAAAGUGGGGAGGAAUUUUUGGGUAGAUCAGCACAAGAUUUGUACUGCCUCAAGUAUGAAGAACAAGAUGACGAAACUUUUUCAGAAGUAAUGCGUAAUGUUCUUUAUGCAAAAUAUCUAUUUACGUUGAAAGUAAAAGAAGAGACAUUUAACAACGAAAAGCGCAUAAAGUACGCACUAGAGAAAGCAGAGAAGGUAAAUCUUGACUCAAUAGCUAAGUUCAAGAUGGAGGUCACAGGUUCCCUACAUCUGGAGAGUAGAGAAUAUGCAGCUCCUAUUAUGAACCAUAGUCGAAAUACUGCCAAUAUGGAUAGAGAAUCAGGUGUACCGAGUCAGCCAGGUUCAUAUUGUGAUCAGUACAUUGGUUCUAGACUUCCUAUGACUGGCUCGACUAGCACGUAUAUGAGUUGUAAACUCUGUGGUGGUGCAGGUCAUGGCCCUGAGAAUUGUCCAAGUCCGAGCAUUGUGAAUGGUCUUUAUCGAGGUAGUUUUGGCUACGGGACAUCGCCUUGGGUAACUGGCAGUGGCGAGACCCUCAAAUGCUUCAAGUGCCAUCUGUUUGGGCACUGGGCAAGGGACUGUCCUGGCUUUUUACAGUAGGCUCCAAGAGUUGGUGUUUGGUGUGUUGCUUUUAUUUAGUGUUUAUGUGUGUGUGAUCAUGAGAGCAUGGUAGGGAUUCAGAAUGUGUGAUGGAGGUAUCGUGAGCAGUAUCAAGAUACUUGCUUUUAUUGUAUUUGACUGAUUAUAAACAGUUUAUAAAUAUUAGCCAAAC